AUGAGUAUUUCAUCAAGCAAACAAUUGAUAUUAUCAACUUAUCGACAAAUAUUAAAAGAAAUUAAUAACCAGUUCACAAAUCAGAAUAAUAAUCAAUUAUGGAGAAAAGAAGCAAUAAGCACAUUUCAACAAUAUCGUAAUUUAUCAAAUAAGGAAGAAGUUGAAAAAUUAACGAAAGACGCAGAGGAUUUGUUAUGUUUCUUGAAAAUUCAUGGAUAUUCUGAAGAAAAGCGCAUUGAGUUAACGGCUAAUAGAGUUGGUUUAAAAUUACCAAUAAUGAUGGAUAAACAAAUUAAUGAAGAUAAGAACCUUUAUACUGAAGCGAUGAGGGUAAAAUCUUGUAAAUAA
Funneliformis geosporum is the source of this 348-nucleotide messenger RNA. NCBI's taxonomy places the organism in Eukaryota, Fungi, Glomeromycota, Glomeromycetes, Glomerales, Glomeraceae. The record is from the annotation of a GenBank genome assembly.